CUCCAUCAACCGUGGCAUAACGCUGUGACCUUCCUCAGCAUGGCCCCUCGACCGCUGCUCCCCAGAAGAUUUCCAUGUGGUUCUUGGUGUUUCAUGGUUACCAGAACCCUUGAGUGAUAUCAGGCUCCACAGGUCCCUGUGUGCCACCACCACCCAGUCACAUCAACUGUCACCAGGGCUGUCACAAACAAGGAGGUGUGGGUCAUCACGUGGCCCUUUCUGAGUAACUACAUUCUCGCUUCCUCCUUUCACACACGGCCGUUGGGCGUCGGCAGGGGGUAGGACCGGGCGGGGGUGGCACAGCAGUGUCCUGCAGUGUGGAGCAGCGAAUUCUCCUGAGCCCACGAGGCAGCUGCCCAUGCUCUGCUGAGCACGGUGAAGGAGGUCAGGUGGAGGCUGAGGGGCCUGCGAGUACUUCCAGCCGCUCAAGGAGGGGUGCCAUGCCUCUGCAACUCCUCCUGCUGCUGGUCCUGCUGUACCCUGGCCGCAGCCUCCAGCUGUGGGAGGUCCGGGAGGAUGAGGCCAAGGAGGCCCCGGGCCACCUGCUUGCCCGGGGCCGGAGACAGGUGGGUGAGGACAAGGAUGACUAUGAGGAUUACGGCACAGACCCUCCAGAAGUUCUGGGAUACAGCCCAGGGGCUGAGACCCUGAGUCCUAAGCUUCAGACUGUGGCGGGAACCUCAGGGCAGAGAGAUUCUGCAGGGCCUGGUACUCCGGAGCCUGCCACUAUGAAGGUGACCACAGGAGACUCUGCCACAGGAGGUGCAGCCACUGAGGAUCUUAGCACAGAACUGGCCACGCAGGGGAUUCCCGUGACACCAGGUCCUCUGACCAAAGACCUGGUCACUGCAAUCCCUCCCAACACAGAGGCUCCAUCCACAGAGGGGGCUCCAUCCACAGAGCUGGCCACCAUGAAGGCCCUGUUCGUGGGGUCAGAGGUCACAGAGACAUUGACCACGCAGCCUGCAGCCACAGAGGCCCUGUCCACAAAACCAGCAGCCACAAAAGCACUGACCACACAACCUACAGCCACGGAGGUGCUGUCUAUGAAAUCCACCAGCAUGGAGGCCCUGUCCACAGAACCAGCAGCCACAGAAGCACUGACCACAGAACCUACAGCCACGGAGGUGCUGUCUAUGAAAUCCACCAGCAUGGAGGCCCUGUCCACGGGGCCGGCAGACAUAGAGGCCCUAUCCACAGAGCCCACCACCACAGAGACCCCGUCCAAGGAUCCAACCACCAUGGAGGCCAUAUCCACACAGCCUGCUACCACAAGGGGUCUAACCACAGCCCUUGUGCCCGCUGAUCUCUACAGGGGCACCACUGUGGCCAGCAGCAAGCCGCCUGAUACCUUGGUCAAAGAAGGGGAAAGCCGGCAGGGUCUGCUCCCUCGGAGCUCUGUGUCCCCCCGCCCCACAGAGGGCCUGGACUACAUCCCGGUGAAGCGCUGCCUGCUGGCCAUCUUCGUCCUGGCGCUGGUGGCCACCACCUUCCUGGUGUGCACCGUGGUGCUGGCCGUCCGCCUGUCCCGCAAGAACCACACGUACCCCGUGCGCAGUUACUCGCCCACCGAGAUGGUCUGCAUCUCAGCCCUGCUGCCCGAGCGGGAGGAGGGGCCCGUGGUCACUGCCAACGGGAGCCUGCCCACCACCAAGAGCCCAGGCCUAAAGGCAGGGCCCCAGAAGGACCGAGACGGGGACGACCUCACCCUGCACAGCUUUCUGCCGUAGCUCUGCCGGCCCAAGUCCCCGAGCAGGUCUCCUCGCUCUCCGCGGUCCUAACCACCACUGAGCGCUCAGGCCCCGUGCACGUGUCCGGGCUGCACCGAGGCCCCUGGGGAACAGGGAUCAUUCGGGCCCCUGGCCACUGCCACAGGACUGAGGCAGCCCAGAUCUCUCCUUUCUCCCGGCCUCUGGAGCCUCAUUCCCACGAACCCAGGGAAGACUCGGUCCCUGCCUUCACCCCCUGCUCCUGUCUCGUGCUUGCCAUGGUCAUGAUGUGUUUUGGGGGUGGAUACUGAGGAGUGUUAGUCUCCUGCGGCCGGUUCCUGGUGCUACCCCACAGCGGCGACUGGAUUUUCUCAGCUCCUCCUCCAGGGAGCCCAGGGGGAGGUGUUGUCUUUGAGGGCUGGGGAGGCUUCUUUGAAACUAUGCGCAUCUCUGAGCUUCCUUCUGGUGACAGAGGAACCCCAUCCUGCCCUCUCAUGCCUCCCCUGUGUCCAAGGUAGGGGGCGCUGUGUUUCUCCCUGAAGCAUCCCUCUGCCCAGCGCGGGCCCACAGGGCGGCACUCAGUAAAUAUCUGAUGAACACGUACCAGCUGAAUGCUUCGAGGUACUGGGGGGCCUCCUUCAGGCAGGGUGUUGGUCCUUUGCAGUCCCGUCCCCUCAGGAAGCCCCUUGCAUGGGCCAUCGGGUUGACUUCAGUAGUGUGUCUUGGGCAGGGAGUGGGGUGGGGGGCAUCCUGGUAUAUUCCUGAGAGGCUGCGGAAGAUUUCAGGCCAUUUGGGGUUAGAGGGAGGGACCACUUGAUUCAACUUCCUCCAUGACCCAGCUCUGGCCUACGGAAUCGGGUUCUACCAAAUCUCAGACAAGUCUAAACAUCAACGCCGGCCUCCCCAGAAGCCCACUGUGACCCCUCCGUUCCGCGUGGGGCCUGUCUCUCAGUAACACCCAGACCCACCCUCCCUCGCACGGACACCUUUGGCUUUUGUACAGCUCACAGAGUACUGACUGUCAUCUGAAGUUCAGGGCCAGCAGACUUUUUCUUCAAGGACCAGGCAGUAAAUAUUUGGGGUUUGGCCGGCCACCAGGUCCCUGUUGCAACGUCUCAGCUCUGUAAUCGAAUGCGGCAAACAAUAGCAUGUCAUGAAUAAAAGGGUUUGACUGAGUGCUAAUAAAACUUUAUAAACAGGUGGCAGGCUGGAUUUGGCUGACCCCUGAUUUAAGCAUAGGGUGACCAGAAGUCUCAGUUUGCCUGAGACUGUCCUGAUUUUAGCCCUGGAAGUCCCAAGUCAGGACCGCUGGCGGCCCUAUUGAAGAGCCGCUUAACCGCGUGCAUGUACGACCACUUUUGAAACCCACCUUGACCCCGAGGGUCGGAUCAGAGUCAAGGCUUGCGGAGGUGAAGUGGCUCUAUCUGCCUCCCGGCGCCUCUCACUCCUCCUCCUGCAGGGAAGGGCACUGGUGCACCUUCUAGAAGGGGAAUAAAAUCCACUUUGGGGGAGACCUUUUCUCUUCUAGAAAAACACCUCCGGUGGCCUGUUUAGAAGUGAAGGGCCAUCCACUCCAGGACAUAACCUGCAAGGGGAGAUUUCGGCAGGGGUCUGGAGACACUGGCUGCACCCCAGGAGAGAGGGCUUGUGGGGACGAGGAGAGAUUGGGGAAGGGAGGGAGGGAACGUGGCAGGCAACAGAGUCUGGGAGAAGUGGAGACUGCUUGCCCCUCCCCUGAGCCUCUGGAACAAGUAUGAUACACAAGGUGUGUUCAGGGCGCUUUGGUGGAAGAGGGGUGGCCAUUGUGCCUGGGGCCAUCAGCCCUGGAGAAGGAGGGUUGAUGCGUUAGGAGGAACAUCUCACUCAUUUCCCCUUAGGAAGGGAUGAGAAAAAUCAGCUGGGAUUGGGGACUGAGAAUCUAAAAGACUUGGGGACAUCUGAGAAUUUUUCCCAGGGUCUUGUUACCUCGUCUUUCUGGGCAGGGAGCGGGUGUCCCUUUCUCCUAGGGGUCCUGGACUGCCUGGUUUUCUGUUCUUCCAAGGGGCAGGAUUUGUCAGUCAGUGAUGAUGAGUGUUUAGAGCAGCCACCAGGGGGCGCCCGGUACCAGCUCUUAGAGCCAUUUGCAGCCCAGCACCCUCCCGUCCAGUGUUUGAGGAUGAAGGAGGGACUGGUAGCCAGAACCAGGCUCCAAACCCAGCUGUGUGCUUGUAACUGUUUAAUGACUGGCUCUGUGGGUGAAUUGGUACCCAUGCCAUGAUUUGUAGUGAUUGCCAAUUUCAUUGACGUAAAUACUUCCAUGGCUGAUUUUGAGCAACCAACCAUUCAUAUAGAUGAUACAAUACAUGCCAAUCAUCUCAAGGGCAUAGAUAAUAGUAGAAUAUAGUAAGAUAAUUAGGAAGGGAUGAGUUUUGAGUAUCGAGGACCUUAGUUUUUAAUGGUAUAUAAUUUAACUUAUGAAACAACUAUCUCGCAAACUUCUGAAAAUCGGAUAAUUGGCUCUCAGAGACAGGCCGGCACCUGCAUAACACUGUGCCCUUCCUCCUGCUCUGACCUCCCAUUGCCCUUGAACACCAGAGCUCAAUUGCCCAAUUAAUCCAUUUAGCAAAUAUAGCCUGAGCGUGAAUAUCUGCAACAUCUCCUCGAGUCCCCUCAAACAGCCUGGGAAGGAGGAACUAGCAUCCUCCCCAUUUUACAGAAGAGAAAACUGAGGCUCAGAGAGAAGUCACCUGACCCAGGUCAUGCAUAAAGAUCUGGGAUUGGAACCCAGGCCUGAAUCAGCAAGCCAUGUUCAAAAAAAAAAGAGGAAAAGAAAGCCAUGUUCUCACCACUAUGCCACACCAUCCUUGAGAUCACAGUGGGGUUCUAGGGAAAUCCCAUGUCCCCAACUCUCCCCCGCUGCUGAUCACGCUGGUGCCUGGAAGUCCCUGUCAGCUCCCCCUUGCAGGUCCUGACUGCUGAGCGAAGAGACUGGCACUUGGAAGGGUGAUAAAGUUGAAGCCAGCCCCCCGCCUUGCAAGGAGCAGGACACAGCAGAGCUGGGGCCUAGGACAGAGAGAUGGCUGGGGACAGGAGUGGCACUUAUCGGGCAGUGACUGCAUGCCCGGCCUCAUGCCGAACAGUUUAUCUGUAUGAUCUUAUGUAGGCCUCGCAAUAGCCCUGUGGCGUGGCACAGCAAUGACCCCGUUUUACUGCGGGGAAACAAGUUCAGAAAGUUGAACUACUUACUGACUCCGUCAGGAUUCACAACUAAGAAACGAGACUGCUGACUUCAGCUCCGAUGUCAGGAAAGGAAGGCGGGUAGACAGGAAACGGGGGGUGGGGGUGGCUAAGUUUACUCCAGGUCCCUUUUGUCUCAGGAGCUUGGGCUGUCGGACCUGCGGGUGGUUCAUUCAGCAACUGAUCUGGGCAGAGGUUCCCCAAACUCACCCUCCAUAUCCCACCCCACUGGCGCUCAGCCAAGCCCUAUAACUCGACUUUCACGGCCUGUCUGCUCUGUGCCAGGCCCUGUGCCAGGUCCUGGGAUGCCAGGUGAGCGGUACAGGACUGGUGAUGCCCUUGGGGCUCGUGGGGCUCGAGGGAGAGGGAGAGGAAUGGACCCGAUCACAUGGAUUGCGGCAGGGCCAGAGCCCAGAGGAGAGUGCGGGGCCCUGAGCGCGUGCCCUGCGCCAGACCUUGGAGACUUGGAGGACGCAGACUUGCUGACUGGGGAGGGAGGCUUCAGAGAAGGAUGUUCCCGGCGUGGAGAACGGAGGAGCACUGGGGAGCAGACCAGGCCUGGGGGGCUGCAGGGAGGAGGGUGUGGCUGUGAGGGUGAGGGGGGCCUGGGCCCGAGUUGGGGUGCAAGGCAAGUGCGGAGUGUAGAGAUAACUGGGAAGGACCCAGAGCUCUGUGUGAGGCAUCGUGUGAAUCCAGGGUGCAGACAGCGUGGCCCUUGAGGACACGUGUGCACGGCCACGGUGCCCCAGCGUUGGCGGGUAGACAUGGGCAGGGCCCCGAGACGUGGGCUUGUAGGAGCACAGUCCACUGGCCUCACACAGAUUGUCAUCCAGCGAUUGAAAAUGAUGUUUUUGAAGGAUAAUGUGGGAAAAUGCCACGAUGUAACGUCAAGUGAAGCCAGCCUCGGUUCCUCCUCUGUGGAAUGGGGCCAUAACAGUGUCACUUCAUAGGGCUGUUGGGAGGAUCAGUGACACAGGCCUAGGAAGCCCCCGGCCCAAUGCCUGGCACAGGGUUACGUGCUCAGCAAAUCGUGGCCGCAGUAUUAGGGUGAUCAACUGUAGGAAGGACACUGGCACUACGGCCACCAACUUGGCGAGAGGUCGGCCGUCGAGUGUAGGAUCGCUUCUUUCGACUUUUCUGUCUUUUCCUAGUUUUUCUCAGUGAACAGAAAUAAACGAUAAGUGUUAGGAAAUCGGGUGGCCCCAGGCCUCCCGAGCUGGUGAGUAGAACCAUCUUCCUAUAGCUAUUAAUGUCCGCACAGGAGGGCUCCGAGCCCAUGGUCCUCACCUGGGGGCCAUUUUGCCCCCCAGGGGACACUUGGCAAUGUGUGGAGAAACUUCUGGUUGUGCCUACUUGAGGGAGUGUUAUAGGCAUCUAGUAGGAGGUGGGGGUGCUGCUAGACACCCCAGCGUGCACAGGACAGCCCCCACGUCCAGGCGGUGUCCGGUCCCAGACCGCGGUAGUGCCCAGGUGGAGAGAGCCCCGCACAGGUCCCCUUCGCAAAGGCUUCGGAAACCCACAGGGGCUUCUGUGUGGCCAUGAACUUGGUUGUGGAGUGUCCUUUCGGUGGGCGGAAGGCUGUAACCAUAGCUGCUCCAGCUCUUGCCACCCGGGGCCCCACAGACCUGGCACCCUCAAGGUCAAGGUCAGCCAAACGAGGGUGCUGCCGCUGAGCCUCCUAGCGGGACAGCCUUGGUGCAGCUUCUCCCCAGAAAGGAGAGGAGAGUGUCCCCAGGGCAGGGAAGGGGAGUUCUGAUGCGGCACAGACAUGGUCCUCUUUCCCAGGGACAGGGACCCUGCAGGGGAGCCACGUGCUGGUGAAACACACACCCUCCAGCCUCAGCGCUGGUUCGGGCCGCCCCUGCUCCCUGGGAGUUCUCUUAGGGCUCUCUGUUGUCCUGACUCACGUCUGGUCUUUGGGCUCCUGAGAGGGUCAGGCUUCACAUGAUUUUCCCCAUGAGUUUCAGAAGCACCUCAGCAAAGGAAUAUUAUAGGGCAAUGCGGUCCCCUGAUCCCUGCAGCGAGAGCUUCUGGACCCCAACUCCCGCCCCGCUCAGACCCCCAUCUCACCUACUGACAAAUGUGUUGGCUGGAUGAGUGAAGGAAAGCUCCUGUCCCCUCUCUCUCUGCUCUGGCCCCAUGCAUCUUCUUGCUCUCUCUCCUUCACAUGCUCCUGCCGCAGGACCUUUGCACUUGCUGUUCCUUCUGCCUGGUACUCUCUUCCCAGAUGUCUGCCUGGCUGGCAGCUUCUCUUCCUUGAGGUCUCAGCUGGAAUGGCACCUCCUCAGAGACAGUUGUCCUUUACAACAGUCCCCUUUCAAGGCACCGAUGACUACCUGGAGUGAUGGCGUUGAUAUAUUGAUUUUUGCUAGGCGAGGUUGGGGGCCUCUGUCCCCCGCGUUCACUCCUUUGUGGUCACUGCACAGUGCCUGGCACACAGUGAGAGUUCAGGAGACAUGUACUGAAUGAACACAUGUGCUAGGGAGACUUUGCAAGGGCGUGAGGACGGAGGCGAGGCAACGGGACUGAGAAUAUGUAAGUGCCCGCGGGGAGCUCAUGAGCACCUUAGUUUUAUGGCUUGGAGUCCGGCAGACCUGGGUCAAACCCCCACUCCACUUACUAGUUGCAGGGCACUGACGCCUCUCUAACCUCUGGGAGCCUCAGCUUCCACACCCGUGAAAUGGGGAGACGCAGCCUUCUCUUCCUGGGACGGCGGGUGCAAUGAGGGGGGUGUGGCCGGCACAGUGAGGUGCCCAGUUAGCCCCAUCCUGGGAGACAGUCCCUGGCUACGGGGGCAGGCGCCGACCAUGUGAGGGGAACCAUGGAGGCCGCCAAGCUCCCCCAAGCCUCGAAGCCCCACCCCUGUGGUUUGGGGAGCCAGCCCCAGCCCUGCUGAGCUCUCUGUCUUUUGGCCUAAAAUUAGCUCACAAAUUCCUUGGCUGCCUGGCUGGUGCUUCCAACCGACAAUUCAAACCA
Molossus molossus (Pallas's mastiff bat) is the source of this 7901-nucleotide messenger RNA. RefSeq names its product selectin P ligand (gene SELPLG). Gene Ontology annotation, biological process: leukocyte tethering or rolling; hemopoiesis. NCBI's taxonomy places the organism in Eukaryota, Metazoa, Chordata, Mammalia, Chiroptera, Molossidae. The transcript is spliced from 3 exons. Gene Ontology annotation, cellular component: plasma membrane. Bases 441 to 1730 code for a protein of 429 amino acids. The record is from RefSeq and is a predicted model, not a curated record.